Aspergillus calidoustus is the source of this 1086-nucleotide messenger RNA. The record is from the annotation of a GenBank genome assembly. Lineage: Eukaryota; Fungi; Ascomycota; Eurotiomycetes; Eurotiales; Aspergillaceae.
AUGGCUGACGCAAACAUGUUCCUCGUAUACGCGUCCGCUUCAAACCCACACAACAUCACUAUCUCGCCCAGAACAGCAACAGGGCACGUCCCACCACUCUAUAACCACCACACGCAUAUUUCGCUCCUCCCCACUUCGUCAUCGGGAAUAGAUAAUGGAAUUAUCACGGCCGAGAUCGAGUGCCAUACCUGCCUGGAAGGAUACGGCGGCUCCAUGGACCCAUCUAGCACAUCGACCCACUGGGUCUGGGCCUUUAGAGAAAGACCGGCAAGUGGGGAUGGAGGAUCGUUGCGAUCAGACGAUGUGACGGCCGCAAUCCACUUCCACGAUUCCUUCGGCAGGGUCACUGUUGAUCUCUCCCGCGCCCGCACGGGCCAUUCCUCCUCGCCCGGCGACGGAGGUGGAUAUCAGGAUCCCUUCACAGACCCCGACUUUCGAGCUGUCCGUCCCGCUGACGGCACUGCUAGUAGCGGCGGCAGCAUCCAUUCCAGCUUAGUAACCGCCCACGCGGUGCUAAUGUCCCUCACCUUCCUCGUCUUCUUCCCGCUCUUCGCGCUCUCCGUUCCACUGGGGUAUCCGCUCCUGAAGGUACACGCUCCCCUGCAAGCAUCCACAGUCCUAAGCACACUAAUCGGUGCCGGGAUCGGGCUUUAUAUUUGGCUUUCGUGGGGUAUACCGCCAAGCGCAGCGCCGCACCCGAUCCUCGGCCUCGCGCUGAUUUCACUCCUCACGUUUAUCCUCCCGACACUCGGAUACCUGCAGCAUCUGCACUUUGUGCGUGUCGGGCGCAAGGGUAUAUACGCGUACGCGCAUCGCUGGCUCGCGCGACUUGUGAUCUUGGUUGGUGUCGGGAAUGGGGUCGUAGGGCUAUUGUGGGCUGGUGCGGAGAGGAGACUGGUGGGUUGGUAUGUGGCGUUUGCGACUCUUGUGCUGCUCGUAUAUGUCGGGAUUAAGAGGCGGAUUGCUCGUGGCGUUGAGGGACGGCGGAAGGACUCUAUUGAGCGGAUUGAGGACCCGUAUCGGGAUUUGGAUGUGGAUAAUGUUGAGGUUGAAGGAGGGGAUGGGGAUGCGGAUGGGCAGCGGUGA